UCGGCAACAACUCAAACUGGAAACUGAUUGCCGUUCAACAAAUUUUUUUUUUUUUUUUAAGAAAAGACAGUGAUAUAAAACGACAUAAGUCUUGUGUUUUGUCAUUGGGCUGUCUUUUCUCUUCUUUCUUGUGAUCGCCCUUGUCUUUCCUUAGCUUUGCUUUCCUUUCCUUUCCUUUCUGCCGCUUCAAACAAGAAAGAAAAAGCCCUGGCCCUCAUAAGAAUUGAGAACGUUGAUUGAGGAAGAAGAGAGAAAGAAACCGGAGGAAUCAUACGCUUUACAACUUCCGCAUCUGAAACAUUGUUUAAAGGCUGCUCAUCUUACCAAGAAAGAAAACCCAACCAAGGCAUGGCGUGCUCAUUCCCUCAUUCUCUCUCUCUGUCUUUAAUUUCUGACUUACGAAUUUCAGAACCUUCUUCUCUUAUUUUCAGAAAUUGGUUGUGCAAUUCAACCCUACAUUAAUUUGCUGCACAAAUAAAUUCCCAUGAUUUUGACCUCUACCCAUCACUGCUCCUACACUAUACACUGUGUUUGUGUUUGUGUUUGAUAUCUCUCCUCUCCAUUUUUUCAAUUUAAAGUUGUAAUUUUUUCCUUUUAUCAGAUUAAGUAGGAGUAGUGAAGGGAAAAAAAACCCUCCAAGAGGAAAGAAAAUAAAGAUAAAAAAAAUCAAAUGUUAAUUUGGUUGAAGAGUUUGACAUUUUAAGACACCAAGUUUGACUUCGACCCAUUUGAUGAAUUGAACAGAUCAUCAUGUCCAUUUAUGUAAAUUGACAGAGAGCAGAGCCAUAGGUAGCUUCUCACCUGGGUUCAUCGUCUCAUUCUACGGCCUUUCCUCCUUUCUCUAUCUCCUUCUGUUUCCCUCAGGGGUUCCAAAACUUGGGGGGCUUUUCUUUUUGUUUCUCUUAAUUGCCGGUGACAGGGGGUGGCCAUGGAGAACAUAUUUAGCAAGCUUCGGAAUUUAGACGCAUACCCAAAAGUCAAUGAAGAUUUCUACAGCCGUACACUCUCCGGUGGCAUUAUCACCCUUGUCUCCUCUCUUGCCAUACUCUUCCUCUUCUUUUCCGAAUUCAGAUUAUACCUGCAUACCGUUACUGAGACGAAGCUAUUGGUGGAUACUUCGAGAGGAGAAACCCUACGCAUAAAUUUUGAUGUCACUUUUCCUGCUAUUCCAUGUACACUACUCAGUAUUGAUGCAAUGGAUAUCAGUGGAGAGCAGCAUCUUGACAUAAAACAUGACAUAAUUAAGAAAAGAAUCAAUGCUCAUGGUGAUGUGAUAGAAUCCAGACCGGAUGGUAUUGGAGCACCAAAGAUUGAGAGACCUCUGCAGAGGCAUGGUGGCAGGCUUGAACACCAUGAGACGUAUUGUGGUUCAUGUUUUGGUGCAGAACAGUCAGAUGAUGACUGUUGUAACUCAUGUGAAGAUGUUCAUGAGGCAUAUCGGCGAAAAGGGUGGGCAAUGACUAAUAUGGACUUAAUUGAUCAGUGCAAAAGAGAAGGCUUUUUCCAAAGGAUAAAAGAUGAGGAUGGUGAAGGAUGCAAUAUUCAUGGAUCACUUGAAGUUAAUAGAGUUGCUGGAAAUUUUCAUUUUGCACCAGGGAAAAGCUUGCAUCAUACAAAUAUUUUUCUAGAUGACUUGCUAGCUUUUCAGAAGGACAGUUAUAAUAUAAGUCACAGAAUUAACGGGUUAUCUUUUGGUGAAUACUUUCCUGGUGUGGUAAAUCCUCUUGAUGGGGCACAGUGGAUACAUGAAACUUCAAAUGGUAUGUACCAGUAUUUCAUCAAGGUGGUCCCCACAAUAUAUACUGACAUCAGAGGUCGCACUGUUCACUCGAAUCAGUAUUCUGUGACAAAGCAUUUCAAGAAUUUGGAGUUCAUUCACCCUAAUUCUCAUCCUGGAGUUUUUUUCUUCUAUGACUUUUCUCCAAUCAAGGUAACUUUUAAGGAGGAACAUAUUUCAUUUUUGCACUUUAUCACCAAUAUAUGUGCUGUAAUUGGAGGUAUCUUCACAGUUGCGGGGAUAAUUGACUCAUUCAUAUAUCAUGGUCAAAGAAAGAUGAAGAAGAAGAUGGAAAUUGGAAAGUUCAGAUGAUAUUUGCUUAAUGUUCCAGGAUGCUGCCUUGGCUUCCAACACGACAGUUUUUUUGAUGAUUCGAAUGAUAAAUUGAUCAUGCUUUCGUAGGGAUCCAUGCUGCUUUAUGCCAAAGAUUAUGUGACAUAUUGGUCAAUCAUUUGAGAAAUUGUUCGAUUUUGCCCAACCACUGAAUCCCUACUUUUACGUUCAUGAGAAAAAGAAGUUAAAAUGGAAAGCUAUUUCCUAGUUUAGAUUGCUGAAAUUAAUUUAAUGAUUUUUGCUUCCAAGUUUGAUUAAAUUUUUCGUCAUUCUGCAGAAUGAAUUGUUAAAACUGCAGUUUAGAAGAAUCUAUGUACUUGUAAUUUGUAAUUGAUUUUUUCUUUAUAAUUCUUAUUAACACAAGUACUU
Messenger RNA from Durio zibethinus, 2479 nucleotides. The record is from RefSeq and is a predicted model, not a curated record. Lineage: Eukaryota; Viridiplantae; Streptophyta; Magnoliopsida; Malvales; Malvaceae.